This is a messenger RNA of Pristis pectinata (smalltooth sawfish), 4423 nucleotides long. It is a transcript of the gene chad, whose product is annotated as chondroadherin. Lineage: Eukaryota; Metazoa; Chordata; Chondrichthyes; Rhinopristiformes; Pristidae. Gene Ontology annotation, molecular function: protein binding. Gene Ontology annotation, cellular component: extracellular matrix. The transcript is spliced from 4 exons. Bases 16 to 1089 code for a protein of 357 amino acids. The record is from RefSeq and is a predicted model, not a curated record.
GGCCCGGCACCCACCAUGCAGCCGCUGCGCUGGUUGUGCCUGGUGCCGCUGCUGGCCGCGGUGACGGCCGCCCCUCGCUGCCCCCCGGGCUGCCACUGCCUCGGGGACCUGCUGCACGUCGUGUGCGAGAACAAGGGGCUGCGGAAGAUCCCGCGGGUGCCCAGCAAGGUGCGGCUCCUGAGCCUGCAGCAGAACAACUUCCCGGUGCUGCCCGCCGGCGGCUUCAGCCCGAUGAAGAGCCUGGUGUCCCUGCACCUGCAGGACUGCCGCGUCCGGGAGGUGGCGGCCGGAGCCUUCCGCGGCCUCAGGAAGCUCGUCUACCUCUACCUGUCCCACAACGAGAUCAGCACGGUGCGGCCCGGCGCCUUCCAGGACCUGUCCCAGCUCACCUACCUCUACAUGGACCACAACCGCAUCAGCGAGCUGGCCAAGGGGCUGCUCAGCCCGCUGAAGAGCCUCUUCCUGCUGCAGCUGAGCGAUAACAGGAUGGCCCAGCUCCGGCCCGGCACCUUCGCGGGGGCGCGGGAGCUCCGCUGGCUGCACCUCAGCGGCAACGGGCUGUCCUCGCUGCCGGCCGGGGCGCUGGACGACGUGGAGAACCUGGCCACGCUGCACCUGGACAACAACAAGCUGGGCAGCUACCCGGCGGCCGCCCUCAGCAAGCUACGGGUGGUGGAGGAGCUGCGCCUCUCCUCCAACCCCAUCAGGACCAUCCCCGACAACGCCUUCCGCUCCUUCGGCAGAUACGUCGAGCGCAUCUGGCUCAACAACAUGGGUCUGGAGAGGUUUUCAGAUGGAGCUUUCAAUGGUGUCACUGCCCUCUCAGCUCUCCACCUGGAUGGCAACAAGCUGCAGUCUCUGCCUCCGAGCCUCACCUUCACCAAAAUGAGGAACAUGACCCUGUCCAACAAUCCGUGGGAUUGCACUUGCUCACUGGCUGCAGUCCGAAGAUGGAUGGACACUGGCAGGAACCGCCCAGAUGGCACCUGUGCUUCUCCCAGCCAGUAUCGGGGUCAGCAGAUCCGGGAAACAUCUGCCUUCCAGACCUGCAAAGGACGUGCAAAGCGCAACAAGAAGAACCCGCUCUGAGCAGUAGGUAAUGGGAACGUCCGUCCUGGAGACUGGUUCCUCCACCAACCAUGCCAACUGCUGACUCCUCACAGCCAAUUCCCACGCACACAGAAGGAAUUUCUCAGUCACCCUCCAUGGUAAUCGUGAAUCAGCUACAAAUUCCUCGUACCUUUGAAGAGCAUAUAAUGGAUUGCAGUUUCAGCACAGUGAGGCUUCCUCACUGUCCACGUGUGUGUCCCUCAACAGUCUCAGCGCUUACAAACAGAAAUGGAAUCCAAGCAGUUCACAAGAAUGGGGUAAACAGCCUUCUAGCUAGAAGCAUCUUUUCAACUAGAUACACACAGGCUUUUGUCAACAAUAGAAGUACGUAUAUAUUUAUGUAUACAUCCAUGUAGGAUUCUCCUCAAUUACAGCCUCCUCUCACCCUCCCUGCCACGCCAGUCAAUGUCACACCAUACUCCUCCAUAAAAGACAGACUUUGGAUAACAAACCCUCCCAGUUCCAAGCUCAGCUCAACAACCAACAGAGCAGUCCCUUAUUUCGCGGACCCUGCCAGUGUCCCCCGCUGACUUCAAUCUGUCUGCUUCCAAUCUCCUUCUCUGACAAUUUAUACUGUCGCUCGGUCACACUUUGGGUAGAAAACUUUGUCCCGAUUGUCCAUAUUCCCAACUUCGUGAGGUUAACCUGUGUGCUGCAAAAGCUUCCUCUACACUAAGGGCUCCCCUUGUUGGACGAACCAAAAUGUUGCAUUUGCGAAAUGUUUAUGAUAUGUGUAAAGAUACAAAAUAUAAUGGGCAAGAACACGAAGGUUUUGAGUUGCCUGCGCUAAUGCACCAUCAAGGGUGCAAUGUUACAGGAGUGGGAGUUAUACAAUGAAAGAGCACAGGGGAGGAGAAGGAUUCCAGGGGAGGCAGUAUGUGUGCAAACAGACACAGUUGGGCAGCCCUUUGUCUGGAGAGGACUUGUACAAGAUGAAUCUGGACAGCUUGCAAGACACAGACACCCAGCACAGAAAUGCCUCUGGUUGGCAAAGUUCUCCACGUGGACCACAGGCCAGUGCCAGAAGCAGAAAUGUUUUAAUCUGCUUUGAUCCACUGCUUGGAAACACCAUUGCUGGGAGUCCUGACUGACAAUGCGUUUCUUUACCUUCCAUUUUGUGUGUUGAACAGAAUGACAAACUUCUUGCGGAGCAGGUGGUGGUUUGAGGUAGUGCCGCUGUGCAUCACAGGCUGGCUUCUGCAGCAUUCAUGUAGUGAUCUCAUCAAAGAGCCCAGCACGUGUGAGGUAGGGUCAAAUGUGUCCACUCCCAAUAACCCACGCUGGACCCAAAGUUCCACCCCACCUCAACCAGAUUGCAGAGACUGCUUCUUGAGCCUCCGAACCCUUGGUUAUUUUCAGAAUGCCUGGAACUGUGAGUCUGUCCCCUCAGAGAGAGAUACCACAUCAUGAUCCCGUGAGGGAGUCUCACAUUCAGCUCCUUUGAACAAGGUGUCCUUGAACCCUGUACAAUCCCAGCACACCACAGGUUAUAACCUGAUGAGCUCAUUUUAUUGUUUCAUUCACAGCUUGUGGCAGGUCACAGGCACCGAGGCAGAUAUAGUUUAGGCUUUACCCUCCUCUGAAUUACCUUUGAAUGAGAAAACGGGUGGCUGUGAGCUGAGCAGAUCCAUGGCUAGUUUACAACGCUGCCAUCGAACUGCAGCCUCUGGUUAUGCAACAUCUCCUAUUUGUCAGAUAGUUCUGAUUUGUCCUGAAUGGAGUUACUGGUUGGAAGGGUUGGAAAGUCGAAAUUAAACACUAGGAGUAUCAGCUAAAGACCGGAAGCUGAAGCUCUGCCUAACUGCCAAGUCAUACCGUUAGGGCAAGAUAGAGGGAGCAUUACUCUGUACUUGUUGUGGGAGUACAGAGGAGCUGUACACAACACAAACUCUGGCCUUAAAAUGGGUUAUAAAACUCAUAGUUUAACCAUGUCUCAUUCAACUGUCUAAUGGGUCUUCAAGUUGAGUUACAAUCAAUUUUCAUUUUGUGUUUUUUAAAAAUCUUUCUUUCCAAUUUUUUGAGAGAUCUCACUUGUGGGGAAUCAGAAGCCCCCAGCAGCACUGGAGUCUACAGCAGUGGAGAGCAUGGUAGACAUGUCCACACUUUGCUCAACUCCUGUGUGUUAACGAAACCCAUUAUAACGACACAAGAUAGGUCUGCAGUUUGUGUGUGUGUUUGUGCCGCCCAUUGUAACCCUAGAUACUCAAACACAAUGAAUGGGGUCAAGUCUCAUUCCUCAUUUAUGUCGGUGUAAGUGGAACCUUCUCUUCAGAAUCACUGGGGCAUGUGGUGGGUUACAAUAGUCUGCCCAGGGUGGUGGAGAAAGUCACUCUGCUAGUGGUGAUGGAACUGAACUUCCGGGGCUCACAAGGCACGGAUAAGGAAGGUGCACCUUCAAAGUGAAAAGUGAUGCCCUGUUAAGAUCCAGAGGCACCUCGCCUUCCAAACCUUCCACCACCAGAGGCAGCAGGUGCGUUCGGACAUCCCCAGCACCAAGGACCCCUCAGGUUCCAUACAUUACCCGAACUGGGACCUGCAACAUCAUUCCUUUGUUGCUGCUUUUGGUCAGAAUCCUGAAACUCCCGAUAUAUCAGGACCAUGGGAGUGCAUUCACCACAAGGACUGCAGUGGAAGGCAGCUCCCCACCACCUCCUAGUAGGUAAUAGAAGCCACCCUUGGCAGUGACACCCACAUCCCAAGAACAGCACACUAGGACAACACAGCAGCUCAGUGAGCACCCGUGACACUGAGCACCCAAACACUGCCUCCAAUGUUAUUCCAAGCAAAUCCUACAAAGUCUACAUUGCAACAUACGAGUACACCAAAGCUGCCUCGCUCUCUCCAGCACAGCCUGCCCCCAGUCAGUGCCAGCGUGGAGGAAGGGCAUCCAGCCUCCUGUAAGCCUGACAUUCAUGAGCACACAGGAGUCUUUUGCCAUCUCACUGUCAGACACCUAGCAACCUGUCCUCUGCAGUAACAGGGCAAUCCGUAAGGUUCAAAAUUUAAUGUUUUAAAACACAGUCGUUGGCCAAGGAAGUGUCAUGGAGAGGCGGAGAGAUUAUCACCUCCUAAUGUGUCGAGUGCUGUGAGGGAUUGCUGUAAUAUUUUACCUUCAUGCUGAAGCCACUGUAUAUAAAAUGUUAGUAGAACCUGGUGCAGGUCACUCUUAACAGGGCCCGAGUGACAUUACGGGCCUUAAAAUGUCUUCUGCCGCCAAGCUGACAUUCUCAUUUCCAGUAAGUAUGAAUUGCUGAGCAACUCUUCUGCACUUUACUUGCUGCAAGUCUAUCAAUAAAAACUAUUUUUCAUAUCA